AUGAGCUAUGUGGACAUUUCUCGGAAUGGGGAGUACUUAGAAGGCAAACGUGCAAAUCUCUUGGUGAAAAUAAAUGAGAUCUUUGUUACGAUAUUCAAAUCCGCGCACAUUUAUAUAAAAACAUAUUCUUGGGAUGCGAGCAUCACUGGAAAGAUCCGGGGAGUUCCCAGGAUGAAUUCCCUCAUUUCAGACUCCCUGGACCCACUGCAGAUUGAAGGGGAUGCGGAGGAAUCCUUUGAGAAAGGCUGUGAACAACUCUUGCUGAGCCCAGGAGAGACAGAUGAGUCCGGCUUUUUUGAGGGAUUGAUUUCUGACAGCAUUGGAGAAGCCAAGCUCCCCACAGGAACCGAGCCACUGAUUGCGACUGAGAGCGACAUAGACCUCACGGCCCAGCUGGUGCCUUCUGGGGGGCUGCAGAGUCACCUCUGUGUAACCAGCCUCCCUGUCAGCGAGACCAGGCUGCAGACAGACUGCAUAUUUGAGUACACCUUUCCGUGUGGCACCCGCGUUUACACAGAGGGCCCGAUACACUCCAUCCGACACAGUGACUACAAAAUCCCUCACUGUCCUGCUGGCCAUGACUCUUCAAAGGCUCUUUGUGAGGAGACACCUAAUCAAGGCAGCAGCCAUGUCAAGAGCUUAGCAUCCAGUACCAUCCCCUUCAAUUUAGGGACAAGUCCCAAACCAGGUCUGGUGAAAGGCAAUCUUAUUGCCGGGAAUCUACAAGGUCCAAUAGGACGGUUAAACGGGUUCAUACCAGAUCACACCGUGGAACGAGAUGAUAGAAUGCUUGUGAAAGUGCCCACCUUUGAGACUGACUCCAGGCAGAAUGAAAACCUCAACAUAGAGCCUGAGAGGGUUGGGACUUUCUCCGCAGUUCCCAAGUCGGAAGGUUGGAUUGUGGGGACAAAUGAGGAGGAUUUAUAUUGUGAAGCAUGCAGUUGCGAUGAAGGCUCAGUCGACCUAUACACUGAUCCGAGUCAAAAGAGGGAUGAACCAACUGGAAGGACAGAGGAGGAUAAUGAACCCCAGCAAUCGGCGUCUGUGUUUUUUGGGAGUUCUGCCCUUCCAGAAAGCCGGCCCCACAAUGACUCUGCAUCACGACCGAUGGAAGACACAUUCCACCCAGCCCAGCCUGACACUGCCAGCUCACCGGGAGAGCACCGGAUGUCACAGAAAGAAGUGGUUCUGAAGAAGAAGAGGAGGAAGAAGAAGCAGAAGGACGGCCAGUCACUAUCCAACCUGUUCAUCAGAAAGUCCAUCGAACUGGCAUACUACAGGAUUAGAAGGGAACUCACCGCUCAAGUCCUGGAUGCGUUGAGAGAGAUUUACAUUGAGGGGUUUUUGGAAAAUGGCCAAUUUUUUGACCUGUUGGAUUCGGGACUUGUCCUGUCAAACCAAGAGAGGGAAUACUUCAUGGACAGAGUGAUUGUUACCAUGCAAGACGGAGCCAGGCUGGCACUGAGUCCAGCUGAACACGGAAACGUCAGUUACUACCGGCCCUUUGUGGAGUUUCAUUGUGUCCAACAGUUGGGGAAUAACUGGUUCCGAGUGAAGGACAGGACAACAGGACAACUUGUGCUGAUGAAAAAGGUGACGGUUAUGUCAGACUGGCAGAAGGGACUGUGGAACUUCUUGACACUGCAGCCAGAAAGUGUCGUGCUUGUGCCCUACGCUGUGAUAUGUGACCGCAAGGGAUCAAUACUCUAUUUAACACAGGACAGAGGGGUGACUGGAUUUGGAAGACCAAGAGGAAUGGCCUUCGACCACAGGAAGAUCUUUGAACGAUGCGUAAGUUUCCUACACUUUUGCUGGCAUUGUGGCCUUCACCCUGGGGAUUUUAAUUCCAACAUUGUCUACAGCAGAGAGAAUAUUUACUUUGACCCGACAAGUCUAACUGGGCUGGAGGACCAGUACACCUUCAACAAGAGUUUGAAGGCUGCCUACAGUCUGAUCUUUGAGACUGGGUGUCAGGAUCUGUCAUUUGAUUCGUUCCUGGAUAUAAUGUGGUGCAGCGGGGAGGAACAAGACACAGGCUCUGAGAGACGUAGGCUGUUGCCGGUCUGCCCAGGGGUGCCCCAGGAUCCUGUCAACGCCCAAGGAUUUGGAGACUGA
Carcharodon carcharias (great white shark) is the source of this 2115-nucleotide messenger RNA. RefSeq lists its product as uncharacterized. Bases 1 to 2115 code for a protein of 704 amino acids. The record is from RefSeq and is a predicted model, not a curated record. The transcript has 9 exons. NCBI's taxonomy places the organism in Eukaryota, Metazoa, Chordata, Chondrichthyes, Lamniformes, Lamnidae.